Arabidopsis thaliana (thale cress) is the source of this 1755-nucleotide messenger RNA. Its product is annotated as RING/U-box superfamily protein. NCBI's taxonomy places the organism in Eukaryota, Viridiplantae, Streptophyta, Magnoliopsida, Brassicales, Brassicaceae. Gene Ontology annotation, molecular function: ubiquitin protein ligase activity. The transcript has a single exon. The coding region runs from base 354 to 1484 and encodes 376 amino acids. The record is from RefSeq and is marked reviewed.
AGAGAUUCUCCGUGAUAACAGGCCAAUAUUUCGGCCUGGCCCAUUCAAGCGAUUCUCGAGCCGAGAAUAUGACUGAGGGACAAAAUCGUCAUUUUAAGGUUACUCCACAAAAGGAGUAAAUAUCGUCAAAAUUGAUGGCGGAAAUUUUCAUGUGUUUAGAUCGAAAGCGACGUCGUAUUAUAACAACACAUGAGAUGUGAGAUUGUUAGUUAACGAAGCAGACCUCGAUUCGAUUUCUCACAAUUCUCCCCCGAUAACUGAUUACUCUUCUUCUUCUUCCUCCGUCGUUGUUUCAUGCGACGAAUCGGUUUCAGAUUCAGUCGUGGUAUCUCUCGAUCUUCUCUAUCUUUGUCAUGGAUGAUCUGUUACACCAGCGAGUCGAGCAGUCUCAGGUAACUCCUCCUCAUGACGAUUCUAAUAUCCAUGGUGAUUUUGAUAACGAGGCUACGGAUGAAUCGCGAUCCGAAACUUGUUCUGUUGUGAUAGAGGGAAACUGCGACAUGGUGAUUGAAUUAGGAUUGGAAUCUGGAAGUGUUAUCGUUGAGAAUUUAGGUGAUAGUGAUAUUGAUGUUAGCAAUGAUUUUGAUGAACCUGAUGACGACGAUUUCUUUGUGGGGAGGACUGAUUUUGGGCUCGAGUUCCGCGAUAUUGCAUCUUCGGGGAAUGAUAUCAGGUUGAUUACGGUGGAAUCGGGUUCAGAUGAUGAUGAUGGUGUUGAGAAUGAGAGGGAAUUAUGGGGGAUUGAUCUGAAUGAAGAAGAUGUAUAUGUGAAUGAUGAUGAUGAAUAUGAAGAUGAUGAUGUUAGUGUGACUAUCCCUCUUUGUUGGGAUUCACUCCAAUUAGAAGAUCGUGAGGUAACUGCUGAUGAAUUUGAUUGGGAAGAAGUUGGUGGUGGUGGUGGUGGCGGCGUGGAUGAUGAGAGAGAGAUACGAAGUGGCUUUGCACAAAUUGAUAUGAAUGACGAAAGUUUGAUUUCUGCUUCGCCAAUUAUCUCUUUAGAGGGUUUAGUGACAAGGGAAAGAGCAGAGGGUUCGGGAAAUCUAGGGUGGGAAGUUUUACUGAAUCACACUCUAGAGAUCAACUUUGAUGUGGAUAACAGAGAGCUGUACAUUGGUGGUGAUCAUGACGAUUAUGUUCAAGACUAUGAUAUGUUGUUUGAACAGUUUGCCGAUGCUGAGGUAUCCGUUAUUGGUUUACCUCCGACUUCCAAAUCUUUUCUCAACAAUCUCCCAGUGGUUCUACUAGAAGGUGAGAACGAUGAUGAUGGUGGUUUGGUUUGUGCAGUUUGUAAAGAUGAGAUGAAUAUCGGAAACAAAGCGGUUCAACUGCCAUGUAAUCAUAAGUACCAUAGCGAAUGCAUUGUACCGUGGCUCAAAGUAAGGAACACAUGUCCUGUUUGUCGUUAUGAGUUGCCUACAGAUGAUGCAGAGUAUGAGCAGAGGAAGACUCAGAGAACAACAAAUACUUUUGGCAUGGUUCUGUAAAUGGUAAACAUCAUCCUCGAUAAGUAAGAUUUUUGUCUUGACUAGUUAAUAAUGUAGAUAUUCUGUGUUUGGAUUGUGUCAAGCGUUUUCUUAGUUGGUUUUGUUCUAGUAUUUGGCCUCAUUGUGUGACCCAUGAGAUGGUCUAAGCUUUAGGAGGCUAGCUUUGCAGAGAAGAACAUAUAUGCAUGUACUUUGAAUCUUUGAUGUUUGUUUUGCUUUUGUCUCAUUUUAUUGGCCUGGUUUAUACAUUUACCUAGAACUUCAUUCCAAA